This is a messenger RNA of Halichondria panicea, 842 nucleotides long. Its product is annotated as mediator of RNA polymerase II transcription subunit 7-like. Lineage: Eukaryota; Metazoa; Porifera; Demospongiae; Suberitida; Halichondriidae. Gene Ontology annotation, cellular component: core mediator complex; mediator complex. Gene Ontology annotation, biological process: regulation of transcription by RNA polymerase II. The record is from RefSeq and is a predicted model, not a curated record. Gene Ontology annotation, molecular function: transcription coregulator activity. The coding region runs from base 29 to 757 and encodes 242 amino acids. The transcript has 6 exons.
UUCUGCAAAAGUAAUAUUUGAAAAAGAAAUGACAGCCCCAGAAGAGCAAGGAGUCUCUCCGUUCCCUGACCCUCCUAGUCUGUUCUAUAAACUGUACACUGAUGAUAAUAUCCAGUCAGGCCGAGCCCCUCCACCUCCCACACCUGCCAAGGGACAAUACACAUCAUUUGGAGCUCCUUUUGAUACCCAGGAUCCACUGAUACGAUCACUUGAUUCCCAAGGUAUCCCCAAGGUUUAUCCUGAGAAACAUGAUAAGAAAGCUGAGUUGAAGAAGCUCAAUCGAUCUAUUUCAAUCUGCUUUUUGGAGCUCUUGGACAUCCUAAUUGACAACCCAGCAUCUCCUACUAGGAGCCAGAAGAUCAAAGAUCUAACUGAUCUGUUCAUCAAUAUGCAUCACCUUAUCAACGAGUUUAGGCCACAUCAGGCACGAGAGACACUGAAGGUUAUCCUGGAGCGUCAGAAGAAACAACGAGACGAAGUGAUCACUCAAGUACAAAGGUCCACUGAACAAGCUCGUAUGAAACUUAAGGAAUUCUCUGAAUCUGUUAGAGAGUCGAUGGCCACCAUUCAUCAAAGUGAGAGUCUGCUCGCUACUUUGGGCCCCACCACCACUGACACAGAUGCAAUGGACACUAGCAACAUUGUCCAAGAACUUAACAAACAAACAACUAGCGGUGCAGAUGAGCUGGUGGAACUACAAGACUCUGAACUAUGUACUCUCAUAGAUUCUCUCAUUUCUGGUUCAAUACCAUUAUAAUUAUUUUUCAUUGAAAUUGUAUACACAAUCUUUAUUUUGCAAAUAUAAAUUAUCACAUCAUAAAAACAUAACUCAAUGACUAUAA